Molecule: messenger RNA, 4408 nt
Organism: Xenopus tropicalis (tropical clawed frog)
Lineage: Eukaryota; Metazoa; Chordata; Amphibia; Anura; Pipidae
Gene: kdm7a
Product: lysine (K)-specific demethylase 7A
Exons: 20
Coding region: 96-2834 (912 amino acids)
Biological process (GO): chromatin remodeling
Cellular component (GO): nucleus
Molecular function (GO): histone H3K9me/H3K9me2 demethylase activity; histone H3K27me2/H3K27me3 demethylase activity; metal ion binding
Source: RefSeq, a predicted model, not a curated record
GUAGAGGCCGCUGUGCCUCGACGCAUGCGUACUGGCUCCCCUCCCCCGCUCUAAGGCUUGUGUGCGAUGUCUGGGCUGGAGAGUGGGUUUUAAAGAUGGCCGGAGCGGCUCCAGUCUACUGUGUGUGCCGGCAGCCGUACGAUGUGAGCCGCUUUAUGAUCGAAUGUGACAUCUGCAAGGACUGGUUCCACAGCAGCUGUGUCAAAGUUGAGGAGCACCAAGCGGCGGAUAUUGACCUGUAUCACUGUCCCAACUGUGAAGUUCUUCAUGGCCCGUCGCAAUUGAAGAAGAGACGAAACUGGCACAGACAUGACUACACUGAGCCUGACGAUGGUACGAAGCCGGUGCAAGCGGGAACGAGAACUUUUAUACAGCAGCUGCAGGCACGGUCGUUCCCAAGCGCUGAUGAUCUCCUCCUGAAGAUGAAUGGGAGCCAGCUGACGCAGAGGUACCUGGAGAAACAAGGCUUCAACCUUCCCAUUAUGGUGCCCAGACUGGACGACUUGGGCCUCCGGCUGCCACCUCCUACAUUCUCAGUGAUGGACGUGGAGCGAUAUGUGGGCGGAGAAAAGAUCAUCGACGUCAUCGACGUGGCCAGGCAAGCGGACAGCAAAAUGAAGCUGAAAAACUUCGUCAAGUAUUUCAUGAACCCCGACCGCCCCAAAGUAUUAAACGUCAUCAGCCUGGAAUUCUCCGACACCAAGAUGGCGGAUCUGGUGAAGGUGCCGGACAUCAGCAAGAAACUGUCUUGGGUGGAAAACUACUGGCCCGAUGAUUCGUUCUUCACCAAGCCCUUUGUCCAGAAGUAUUGCCUGAUGGGGGUCCAGGACAGUUACACAGACUUCCAUAUAGAUUUUGGAGGCACUUCGGUCUGGUAUCAUGUCCUGUGGGGGGAGAAGGUUUUCUACUUGAUAAAGCCCUCUGACGAGAACCUCGCACUGUAUGAAUCUUGGAGCUCUUCCGUUACCCAAAGUGAGGAGUUUUUUGGGGACAAAGUGGACAAAUGCUACAAAUGCGUUGUUAAGCAAGGACACACGCUGUUCGUCCCAACAGGUUGGAUACACGCUGUUCUCACGUCUCAGGAUUGCAUGGCCUUUGGUGGGAACUUUCUGCACAAUCUGAACAUUGGCAUGCAACUCAGGUGUUACGAGAUGGAAAAGAGGCUGAAGACACCUGAUCUCUUCAAGUUUCCUUUUUUCGAGGCAAUUUGCUGGUUUGUGGCCAAAAAUCUCCUGGAAACCUUGAAAGAACUAAAAGAAGAUGGAUUCCAUCCGCCAAACUACUUAAAGCAUGGGGUGAAAGCACUUAUUUCUGCUCUGAAGAGCUGGAUGAAGAAAGAGUCAGUAGCAGAACACGCGUUUGAAAUCCCAGAUAACAUCAGACCUGGGCAUCUCAUUAAAGAGCUUUCAAAAGUAAUUCGCUCGGUCGAGGAGGAAGGGAACAGGCCGGUCAAAUCUCAGGGAAUUCACGGCCACUGCCCAGUCUCCCGCUCCUCGCACGAGAAAUCCUCGCACCAUUCCGGGCGGAAAGCGCGGCGCCUUCGAGACCAUUCCACCAAAACCCCCACCAACCUCGAUAUUCUGGAGCAUCAUACGCGGGAGGUUCUGAAAAGGCUUGAAAUGUCCCCGUGGGAAGAGGACGCCGGCACCUAUAAACUGAAUAUGAGAUUCAAUAAGCCGCUGCUGCCGUCUUCGACAGAGCCUGACCAGAAAGUGAGGGAUAAUGGGAUCCGCCUCCUGCUCUCCAACGGACGAAUCAUCAGAGAUGAAAGGCAGCCGUUUACUGACCGGAGCCUCUACACGGCGGACAGCGAGGAUGAGGAUGACCGGGCGAGGUCGAGGAAGGCAAAGGACAUUAAGCAGGAGAAGCCAUGCUCGACCUCUGGGAUGGAGGAUAAAGCGGAAACGCAGAAACCACUUAACAUGUUCUUCGAAAGCGUCAAGUCGGAGCUCAGGAACGGAUCCUCAGAAUAUUCCGAUAUUUCUGAUUCCGAGGGAUCCGAAGACAAUUGCACUAACCAGAAACACUUCUCCGAGGAAUCGGAAAGCUCAGGUGAUGAUGAUGAUGAGGAGGAGGAGGAGGAGGAGGAGCGGCAGGAACCCAUUCGUAACCUUAAAGAGGAACACAGCGGGAGGAGAUUGCCCUGUGAUCCUAAUUUCCCAUGGCCUGAUCAUGAUUCUCCCCAGAAACGUGAAUGUCCUACCUCGACCAGCAUGGAACAGGAAGCUGUACAAGGCAUGCUCUCCAUGGCCUCAUUGCACUACCCGAGCGCUCUCCCCACCCCGGCAAAGAGCACAGACUGCAACAUAAGGGGGGGCUACCCCCAACUGCACAUCCGAGUCUCCCACUGGCACCCAGGCUCCCAAUCAGAUCACCAUGUGAAAGAUGAAGGAGAAUUCUCUGCUUUGGACUGGAUUCGGCAGCCAGAUGCUUCCUGCAGAUUAAGCCCCCAGGAUUCAUGCCAAGUUCCCCAGUCGUUGCGGAGGGAAUUCGCGCACGAGGAGUACGAGAAGGCGCCGGAAGACAAGCACUACUUGGAGAUCGAGCACUGGGACUCGGCAGAAUAUCAGCCUGAGAAAUACGACCCGGAGUCGAGCAUGAGUUCCGGCGAAUGCCAUCUGAGCGACGGCAGCCUCAGUCCUACCCGCAUAUACGGAGACACCGCGGCGGCCGUGCCCUUGCACCCGACCAAGCGACCGGCCUCCAACCCCCCUCCUAUCAGCAACCAGGCAACUAAAGGCAAACGGCCAAAGAAGGGCAUGGCGACAGCCAAGCAACGCCUCGGCAAAAUCUUGAAGCUCAACCGCAACGGCCACGCGCGUUUCUUCGUCUGACGCCCCGGCCGCCACUCACCCCAUUAUUCCCGCGCAUAACAGUAUUGGGGCGACCGGAGGCCUGGCGCUUCUGCCCGUCGCCCAAUGACGCUGAACUGAAACACAUAUCCCAUCAAGCACUGCCGCUAGAACAAAGAUGGCCGCUCGUACACUGUGCCACACCCACUCAGCAAUAACCAGAGAAUGCUCAUGCCUGGACUUGUUUUUUUUUUUGGGGGGGGGUCACCCCGCUAACGCAGAAGGUUACAGAUGACGCGGUCGAGAUCAGCAGGUGUCGAAAAGAGGGGGGGGGGGCGCAACGGUCUUCAGUAAUUUAUUUCAGACAGAUUUCUAAAUAAUUUUUUUUUUCCUUUUUUUGGAAGUUUUUUUUAAAAAAAAAUAUUUAUUUCAAAGACUUUCUGAAUUUUCGGGGGGGGGGGGGUUUACGCAAUGUGAAGGUUUUUAUUUUUGUGGGUUUUAAUAUCUUAUUUGCCCCGGUGUGAGGCGAAACCACGGGGGGGGGGGGGGAAGAAGAAAAAGGGGGUGGGGGUACUGUUUGAUUUUAACCCUUGCUAUUCAGGUUGUAGUCUUAAACAGGGAUUUAAUGCGUUUUGGUUAUUUUUUUUUCUCUUUUUUUUUUUUUUGUAAUUAUUUUUAAAUUAAUAUGGAAUCCAUAUUUUUAUUUUGCUAUCAAUGUUUUUUUUUUUUUUUUUGUGCUGAUUUUAUUGAUUCUUGAUAAGCUGUUGGCUCGGUGGCAGCCGGGUAUAAAGUCAACACUGUAUUCUGUUUUACUAUGUGGGGGGGCGGGGCUUAACGGAUGCCACGUAGAUCUUCCUGGAAGACGCAAGGGCUACGCCAUCUUGCCGUGACGGUGUGUGUUGUAUUUUUUAUAUAUUUUGUUACCAGUCGGCAUAAAAAAAGGAAUUCGCGUCUCGGCCCUUCGGGGGGCGCCGCAGGUUCUGAUGAUUUGUGUUGGUGCUAUGAAACAAAGGGGAACUUAUCCACUCAAAAAAAUGUCGUUGAUGGACUUUUGCUUCGUUAUUUGAAACUCGUCUCCCAAAGAGAAGAAGAAAAAAACAAAAACAUCUCUGCGCUAACGAACACGGAAACCUAAUUGGUUCUGCUUAACGGCUUCGUUGAUCUUUUUUUUUUUUGUUCAUUUUUGGAAAAGCUUUAAAGACGCGGCAGCAUUUUUUUUUGAUACCAACUUAACGAGGAUCUCAGGGUAAUUAAUUCGGAGCGCGGCGGAACGGAGCCAUUUGUGGUUAUUAUUAUUAUUAUUGCGACAACUCCAUCACUCUUCCAUCGAUCGUUCGGCAUUAAACGUUUCCAGGGCGGGGCUCAAAGACGGGGCGACGCCCACCAGAUUCUGAGCCUUUUCUCACCAUUUUUUAUUUGUUAAUUAAUUUCCAUGUUUUGUGUUUCCUUUUCAUUUCUCUAUGUACCCGUGUGUUUGUACCCACAUCUCUGUGCCACUCUCUGCCAGUUGGAACACAUGCCAGUCUCGAUUCCCCUUGUACAUAAUUGCUGAUUUUAGAUUUUUGUAUUUUCUGUAAUAUAAAAUUAAAUAUUUAACACUCUCCCUUCCCCUUUAA